Messenger RNA from Gongylonema pulchrum, 1128 nucleotides. The record is from the annotation of a GenBank genome assembly. NCBI's taxonomy places the organism in Eukaryota, Metazoa, Nematoda, Chromadorea, Rhabditida, Gongylonematidae.
AUGAAUCAACACUUGUGCAGUACAAACGGUGUGAAUGGACUAGGCUGCGAUGAAGGUACUUCGGAUCUCGCCGGGAGGAUGCAAAAAAUCGCAAUGAAGAAGGAGGCGCAGACCGAUUACGAUUUCCAGACACCGGUAAAACCACGGAAGCGCAAAAUGUUCAUGACUGAAACGACACCGUCACCAGCGAAGAAAGCAGCUGAAGCUGUGUUACCAGAAUUAUCGGCCAUCGAGCAACAAAAAGCCGAUCGCCUUCCACUGGAACAUGGACGGUAUAUUGUUGGCUCUAGAAUAUAUGCGCUUUGGGAUCGUUUUUAUUACGCAGCACGACAUGUGCGAAAUCCUCAUUCUACUUCUUAUCCAGCAGAUUUCAGUGAACAGGAUGCUAGUGGCCGUUAUGAAGUGAUUUUUGUUGAAGAUGGCGCUGUACGAAAACUGGUAGCGACUGGCAUUAUCCCCCUAUGUAAUCUUAUUGAUGGCGUAGAGGUUAUUAUUUUCACUGCUUCAGCUUUAUUGAGACUUCUCUGCAAUGCACCUGUUGCUUAUUGUUUAAGUGAGAAUGCACUGCUGCAACAGCUUUUUUUCGCUUCCAACACUUCUGAUUUUGUUUCUCAUUGUGAUUUUUGUUUCUCAUCAGAGGAUUCUCGUUAUGGUUGUAUUUCUCGUUGUCGUUGUGGUUUUGUUUCUCCUUUCUCACUGCGAAAUGACGACGAAGCGCUUGAAGAAGUUGAAGUCCUAAAAGCUCCAUCGCUGGAUGAUGCGGAGCAGUGGUUGAAAGCCAUGUUUAACGUGAAAAGUACUGAAUGUGAAAAUUUUAGAGAUUUAUCAUGGACGAAACUUGUCCUAAACGGUAAUCAAGCAAAACAAAUACAACUAGCCACAAUUAAUACGAUUCGUGAUGUCAACGCAGGUUGUCUCGAAGUAGAAAAAGAUUAUUGCGUGAAAUUAGAAAGUGGUUUCCGACAUUUACCAGUCUUGUCAUAUUCAGAAAAUAUUGCAUCGAUGGAAGGAAGGCGUAGUCGGGCAUCCCGGCAUUCAACUGUGCAUGAGAACACCACGUACUUCGUGACUCCGCGUCGGCGUGCUGUUACGGGUAAAGCUGUUGCUACUUCUAAGAAGAGCGUGUGA